Messenger RNA from Caenorhabditis briggsae, 6126 nucleotides. Gene Ontology annotation, cellular component: cytoplasm. The transcript is spliced from 26 exons. Bases 1 to 6126 code for a protein of 2041 amino acids. NCBI's taxonomy places the organism in Eukaryota, Metazoa, Nematoda, Chromadorea, Rhabditida, Rhabditidae. The record is from RefSeq and is a predicted model, not a curated record.
AUGACGUCCACGGUUUUGGCACAAAUCACAGAUGAACUUGGCACGAAUCUAUCGUCAGACCGGGAAUUACACCUCAUCAAAUCGGCACAUCGGAUAAUCGACAAAAAUCUGAAUUUGACAGUGUUAACGGAUCGAAAUGAUACUUACCACCGAUAUGUGCACCGAUUGAUGAACAUAACGUUUUUGAGUUUGGAAAAAUCAAAUGCAGACAUCCGAUUAGCUGCCGAAGCGUAUUUCGAACAUAUUUUGAAGGCUUACGAAUGCUAUGGAUACCCUGAAACAUCGCUGAAGUUGCUGGCCAUGAGCAUCGAGAGGCUAACUGGAGCUCGACAAGUGACAAAAGUCAUCAAAUAUCUUUCUUACUACCUGGAUAUUUUGCCAAGACAACGAACUCCUGAAAAAUCGGGCCGCACUUUUCACCAAGAAGUCGUCAAAACCUUAAUCCUUCGAAGUUUGGACAUAGAUCAAACCAUAUGUCACCAGGCACUGGAGAAGUCGUGUGAUAAACUAAUAUCAGCGGUGAUUUGGCAAAUGGUGGACCUAAAAGAAAUCGCCGAGAAGACUCUUCAAAAGCUUUGGAACUCCAGAGGUCACGCUUCGAGAACAAUGGCGGCCUUGUUAGGAGCUGUGAUGGAUGCGUCAGGAGAAACAUUUAAAUUAACCUUCCACUUUCAUCUCGAAAAAGUCAUCGACCAGUUUGUGAGCAAUAAGCCAGUACCUGUUGGAGCUAUCAGUUUGAUCAAACGGUGUUUCGGACAAUACGCAAAAGGGAUUUCUCAGGAAACCCUUCAAGGAGUCAGUGAAUCUAUCUGUAACUUGAAAAAAAGCAAGACAAUUUUUCAGUCAACCGAAAUGCUGCUUUUGAUGAUACGAGACUCGUCGAAUGAAGUUGCUUAUGAUGCCUUCGCAGCGCUAGAAGAGCUACUCAAAGCCGAUUGUUCACAACUGGCUGGAUUCGUACCUGGAAGGUUCUUGAGAAGGCUUCAUGGUUCGACAACGUCGGAGUCGGAAGAAGCUCCGGAUCCGUCCGAAUUCGUGGAUCCACUGAUGAACGCGGAUCUUUACGAAGAGCUCCAAGAAACGCUGCCACCACCAAAAGUGGAUCUUUUCCUCGAGGCAUUUGCUAAAAUCACAGACGAAUCGUCAUCAGUAAAUCACUACGCUGCUGCAUUCCUCGGCAAACAUUACCUUUUGACUGGCCAUGGAAGACUACUGAAGACCGAUCGGCAGUCAAAAGACUCGAUGAAGAUUUUGGCGAUCCGAGUUCUGAAUGUCAUAUGUGCACAAGAGCCGUUGAAUAAAUUCAUAGUGAAAAUAGGAGAUAAAUCGCAGCAUCUAAUAGACAUAAUCGAGUACUCAACAUCAAGUGAUGACCAAUUAUCGCAGCAAGCCAUCAAAUUGAUGUUUUUGGAGCUGAAACGUGGUGUUGACUUUGGAGGCCUCGACUGUCUUGCUGUCUUCAAAUCUGUCAAGAAAUACCGAUACCUUCUGGAAUCCGUCACUAUAGACCACAUGGACCAUUUGCACGGAACAGAACUACUAGAAUUUCUGGAAAUUAUGGCUUUCCGGUCUCUUCACACUGCUCAUUACGACUUGGGAAUCCCGGAAAUUACUAGCGCGUGCAGUUUUAUGGGAGUGAUAAGAGAUUGGAUGAUGACACGUGGCAUCAAGGAUAAGAAGUACAAGGAUAUGAUCAUUCGAUUUCAGGAUUUUCUGAAAAUUUGUAUCAAUGAAUGCUGGAACUUGCCAAGAUUCGUCAGCGCUGUCCCAUCUUUUUUGACUCCAUUCGGAAAAGAUGUGCCUAUUGAUGACCAGUAUCCACCAUCUCUACCACUUCGUAUGAAUUUGCUAACAGUGAAAAGGCCCACAGAACGAGGGCAUGAUUUACAACCAAAUAACUAUGACGAUUGGAGAGGUUGCCUUUUAGCUGAAGCGUCCAUGCCAACCAUCAUCAAAAUGAAAGCGAUUCUACGGGAAAACAUAGUCAGUGCAGAAUACAUGAGUGCCAAUGAAACGCAAUGGAGUAGAAUGCAAUGGAAUUCCGAUGUUCUUCCACCAAUCCUCCAGCUGAUGGCAAUUUCACUAGCCGAUGACCCUUCUCCUGAAGACUGCUAUCACGGGUUCCACGUAGGAAUGUCAAUUUUGAAUUGGGUUUAUCGGAACGUGUUUAUUGUGAGAGGAGCUGCAGAGACGAAGGAGUUUCCGUUCCUGCAGCAUUCUAGAAUUGAAAUGGACAAUGUGUUGGGAAAUAGAGCGGAAUUUCGAGCGUUGUUAGAUGCGUACUAUGUAAGUGUUAAAACCGUUCAAAGUGCAGCGGACGAGAAGUUGGAGCAGUUGCUGACGCCUACAGUGAAUAUGAUGAUGGCAGCCAUGGAGAGAGACUUCAAAACUUCUACUGACAACGUUCUGGAGAUUAUUGCAUACAUCAAGACUCUUUUCACACUCUCAUCAAUAUCCGCCUUGAAGCUUCUUCAUGCUCUUCUGCGAAGUCUUCUGAACCCGAAACUAAUCGAGUCGCUCACCAGAGGAAAGGUGUUCUAUUUUGAAUCAUCGAACACGAAGACGUUUUCGGAAAAGGAUGAGUAUCUAGUGGAAGCUAUCAAAUGCAAAGGCGACAAAUAUUUUAAUCAUUGGGGAGAAGACAUGGACGUGGAGAAUGUGAGAAUGGGAGCCAUGACAGAGGAAAUUAUGGAGCAGCUUGAGCCACUGAUCACUCAGAGUUUGAAAUGCUUUCGAUUCCGAGGAAACCCUGAGAAGGAGCAAGUUCUACAAAUCAUGAUUUGCCUGAUGAAUCAUAAACUGAAAUUGUCGGAUGCCGAUCCAACAGAUUGCUUGAUGAAACUUGCAGUGUCGACGUUUGCCAGACCAGAAGAGUGUAUAGAUCCUCAAUUAUUUGAGACGCUGAUGCACUUCCUGGCAACUGCGACAAGAUUCCAAGUCGAGGAGAGGUAUCAAAAGCCAAUCACCGCGGCGACAAUGUUAAUGAAAGCUAUCGGAAAACUGUCAGAAGCUAGCGUACAUUGCGCUAUGAAAGCAGUCAGUUUUGCGGUGCACAAUGGAAGGUUCGAAGGGAGAGAUGUAGACGAGUUGCUGAAGACACCGCAGACAACCUGGAAUCGAUGUAUGAGCUUCGCGCCAACAGAGACGUUGUACACGCUGUCGUUGUUGUUGGAGAAGAAUGGCUCCACCAUCAAAAACAAAGAACUAUUUUGGACUACGCUCUCUAAGUGGCUCGAGCAAAACCAUGGAAAUGACCGAAACGUACCAUUUCCCGCCAUCGCUUUCCCGGUCACCAUCUUGUCGGACUACUUGUUGAGUGAUGAAGUGAACCUGUUCGAAAAAAUGGAUCAGUGGCUCGUAAACGGAAAUACUUCAAAUAUUCAAGGCAGAUGUAUAUUCAUCGCUGCACUCUAUUUCUCGAGAGAAAAAGAUCGGGACUGGAGAAGGUAUCUCAAAUAUGUCCUAGAAAAUGGAAAAGGGUCCCAAGCAGCCGAGUACUUACUGGAUUAUGCCGACCGAGAGCUCAUAGAGGAGAUAACCGAAGAAGAUUUGUACGAUCCAAAGCUAGAAGGCGGUAUCAAUGACUUGGUUGUUGAAAGGUUGAGGGAUCAGCAUUUCUGUGGAUCUUAUCAAGACUUAUGUCAUUCCAUAAUCUGUCUUGGAGAAGCAUCUGUGCUAGAUUUCAUUGAUAUUGUCGAGAAGGAGUGGCCAUACGAUGACUGGAUGUGGGCAUUGUUAGUGUCGGAGUUCCAAAGAUUGGAUGAUGACCCUGAGCACCGGCUGGAUCUCACGUAUCGCCUUCAAGACUUGGCAGAAUCUCUUGCUGAGCGAUUCAAUAGUGACGUCUAUCUAAAAUUUCUAGCUAACACUGAGAACGCCGGAUUAGAUCUCAGCUGCUUGAACAUGACUCAAGUUAAGUUUAUCCUUGACCAAGCUACCCCAGGAUGCCUUGACAAGGGAUAUGUCCUUCGAGGAGUUCGUAAUUUGAUCUACCACCCAAGAAUGGCACAACUGAUAGCGGAAGAUGAGCUAGGAACUGCUAAAAUGUUGAUGAAGCUGGCAGAAAACGUAUCUGGAAUCCCUGUGAACAACGCGCUAUUGGCGUCUUAUAGCCAGUAUAGAGUGGAUUUUCACGUGAAAGGCGAGAUGGAUGACCGGCGAGUAAGAGAGAUCAAGAAACUGACACAAUCCAUAUUUGCGAUCAGCCAAGAAGUAAACUUGAGAAAUCCAAAAAAGCUGCCGAAGGCUCUUGCAGCUUGCUUCCGCCACCCCAUACUGAACUCGAUUUUCAAUAUCCCAAUAGUUGCGAUGAAAUGUUUCAACUGGAUUCCUGUUGUAGAGAUUCUGAGAAAACCAUCUAUCACCUGCCUCCCACCAACAGGGCAUGUGUGCGAUGUUAUUGUGCUAGAUGACAUGAGAAACCGCCUCCGGAAGGUUGGAUUCGUUACGAAUGCCCAGUUCGAAGUGCUCUUCACCACUAUGCAAGCAGUCAUUGCUCACACGGUGAUAGGACCCGAAAAGCUGGACCAUGACACCAAAGACGCAAUGGAAAGAGAAGAACGGAGCUGUAAUGCAUUGCAAAUGUACAUUGCUACGAUUUUAAACUCGAUGAAGUAUCCAAUUGGAGGAGAUCCGUAUUCUGGAUUCGUGCUCAAGUCGCCGUAUACAUCCGAGUUGUUCCUUAAGAGCUCCGAGUUUGCGCAUUUGUGUAAUUUGAAGAGUGCCUGGAAGUGUGAACCACGUACGGCGUUCACGACACCGCUAGAGAGACAUGAUCAGUUGAAGUGGAGAAAGUGCGAUGGGAAAACUGAACGCUACGGAAUCUGCCAAACGCCGCUCUUCUCACUAUGGCAGCUGUGUGGGAUGAUGCCCAUCGAAUUCAAACAACAUGCAAACUAUCAUAGAAUCGACCACAGUGCCAGCAACUACUUCUUGACAUCCGCUACAAACAUUGACACGAUAUCCAAUGUGAAGCAAUUGAUGAACAUAUUUGAGUAUUGGUACAGUCAAGGGAUUGAUGAGCUUGGCGAGAACCUUCUCUACACAAUUCUCCAGUCGAUUUUACAUCUAUCUGACUUUUUCGAUGACCCAGAUCUACAUAAGGCGGUACUCAGAACAACUUCAAUCAUAUAUAGACGCGAGUACGACCUGAACCCACUCCUUGCUUCUUAUGUUUAUAUAAUGUUUUUGAAAUCUAUAUCAGUUCUUGGAGCAGACAUGAAUGGACUUGAAUUGAAACCAGGAGAGCUUGAAGCCAUUACAAUGAAACUUGUGAUAGCAGGAUUGGGACAUACAAAAAAGGUUGUCAGGAUUCACACCCUUGCUGGGUUACUGUACCUGGUGCAAUCGGAUUCUUAUGAAUCAUUCAUGCCAUCAAUCGAUUUGUUGUCGACAUGCUUGGAGCGAUAUCUGAAAAAACUGGCUAAUGGGACAAGCAAAGUCCAAACCGAUGAAACGCAAUUCGUUCUUGCUCUAGUCGUCAAGCUUCUGGAAGUUCCCAUACGCUUGAAACAAGACAAAAAGACACUCCUGAAGUUGUUGCUAGCCGCAAUGCGUGUGAGAAAAGAUCGAUUUAUCAUUGAGCUUAUCGCAGAGGGAAUCGAGCAGUUGUUGUGUAGAUCAAAUGAAUUCAAUGGGAAUGUCAUCAACUUUUUAUUGGCUGGAAUCGAAUCACCAGAGCCAAUUCCAUUCCCACUGGACCAUCCAUACUAUUGUCGUGCAGUCUAUCGGAUUCUAAUGGUUGCUGCCACAAGAGCUAAAGUCGCAAAUGAUGAGAUGUCGAUGACUAGAAUCUACAAAGCUCUACAGAAACUCGGAUUUGACUUGUUGAAACGUCGGUCCUGCUGCCCUGCAAUCACAAGAACUCUUCCGUUUUUCUCAAUUUGUAUCAAUGGAGUAGAAAACACAAUUGCCAGCUACAUUGAGGCAUUUAUGGUCAAUGGUAACAAUAUCCAAGCUAGACAUGGAAUGAGUUUGAUGAAUCAGAUUGUCGAAACAGCAGCAACAUCGAAGAAAUGGACUGUCGAGUUGAAAGCGGUUCGAGAAAAGAUGCAAUCGAAACGAGAAUCACUUGAUGAACAUAAUCAACUACUUUUGAAUAUUCUGUGCAGCAAAUUGAUAGAUUAG